GACCAGCUAGAUGAGAGAUUGAAGGGAAAAUGAAUGGAGCAAUGUACAGAAAAGUCCUUGAGGGAAAACCUGCUGCCCUCUGCAAGAAAGCUGAAACUGGGACGGAAGUUCACCUUUUCAGCAUGACAUGACAACGAUCUGACGCACACAUCCAAAGCUACAGUGGAGUGGCUAAGGAAUAAAAAGGCUCUUCAGCAGAGGCGCUAGUCAGUCUUAAAGAGGGCAGUCUGUCAAAUACUUUGAAUGAGAAGCAAACAAAAUCUCACAACACGAGAGGACGACACACCUUGGUGUCCAUGGAAACGCCCACGCGGAGCUCCAAGAGGAGCAGACUGUUUAGGGAGGAGGAGGAGCAGCGCCUCCCAUCCAGAUCCCCUAGAAGGAGCCAGAGGGUCACCUCUGUACCCCAGAAGUUUGCUAAUGUGACGACCCCAGAUAAGAAAGUGUCUCAGAGAAUCGGGCUGAGGUUGAGAAACCUCCUCAAACUUCCUAAAGCACACAAAUGGUGCAUCUACGAGUGGUUCUAUUCUAACAUCGACGGACCUUUAUUUGAAGGGGACAAUGACUUCUGCCUGUGCCUGAAGGAAUCCUUUCCCAACCUGAAGACCAGGAAGUUGACCCGUGUGGAGUGGGGUACAAUCAGGAGACUGAUGGGGAAACCCAGACGGUGUUCGUCUGCGUUCUUUGCUGAGGAGCGGACUGCGCUGAGACAGAAGAGGCAGAAGAUGCGUAUGCUGCAGCAGAGGAAGUUUUUUGACGUGGCACACUGCAAAGACCUCCCCGACGAGAUCCCCCUGCCGCUCGUCAUAGGAACCAAAGUCACCGCUCGUCUUAGGGGAGUCCAUGACGGCCUGUUCACUGGGCAGAUCGAUGCCGUGGAUACGGGCGCUGCUACUUACCGUGUGACAUUUGACCGGAAUGGGCUGGGCACACACACCGUGCCUGAUUACGAAGUGCUGAGUAACGAGCCCAACGAGACCAUGCCCAUCUCAACCUUCGCACAGAAACUUAGACCCUCCCGCUUCCAGAACUUCAUGACCCCUCCCAGAGUGACCUACCCCGCCGCCACCACACCUGUCCUCAUGGACAAUGAUCCCCUCAUCAGCCAGUCUCCAUGGAAAAACAAACUCCCUGGAGCGGACGGGGACACACUCGGAGGAUUCCCUGUCAAGUUCCUCGUCCAAGUGACGAGGCUCUCCAAGAUCCUCAUGAUCAAGAAAGAACACAUCAAGCACUUGAAGGAUAUGAACGCAGAGGCUGAAAAACUGAAAUCGUGCUCGACGCCUAUAGGCCUGGAGUUCCAGAAGCGUUAUGCCACCACAGUCCUGGAGCUGGAGCAGCUCAAUAAAGACCUGAACAAGGUGCUGCACGAGGUCCAGCAGUUCUGCUAUGAGCUGGCCCCAGAUCAGGGCAUGGCUCCUGCAGAUCGGCCCACAGAGCUGCGUCAGCGCUGUGAGGAGGAGGCCAAGGAGAUGGUGCAGCAGACCAACACCCUCCGUGACGACCAGCAGUGCGUCUCCAACGCCAGCCUCACACACCUCAUCUCAGGCCUUACUGCCUUACUGCUGCAGAUCAAGUGUCUGGCUGAGGGAGGAGACCUGAACUCCUUUGAAUUUAAAUCGCUCACUGACUCUCUGAACGACAUAAAAAGCUCAAUAGACCCCUCCAACCUCAGUUGCUUCCAGAACAACGUAGAGAUUCACGUAGCCCACAUCCAGAGUGGUCUGAGUCAGCUGGGAAACCUCCACGCCUUUGCAGCCAACAACACCAACACGGUCUGAACACACACAGAGAGCGGCCUGGUCAGCACCAACUAAGUGGAACAUACACACUAUCUCGAGUGACUGUGAAAGAAGAGGUCGGUUUGUGGAUCCCCUGACUUUCAAACAAAAAGCCCCCACUGAAAUGAUCUGGCUCAACAUGUAGGCUAUGUUUCUGUGGUUGUGGGGAAAUAUCCUUACUUUUCUCACAGCUGUCUGUCAUCCACAUGUUUGAUUUUAUUGUAUAUAUGUCUUUGAAAAUGAUUUGUUUACUGUAAUGAACACGGACAAAAUGUAAUGUCAAACCGGCCCUGGUCUAUAGACUAGACUUUGGUCACUGCAAGAAUUCACACACAAAAUUCCAGUUGUAGAUUUAUUCUAUGGUCUCAUGUGCCAAACAGUACUUCAAGCAGUUUAUAUUAUAAUCCAUAUUUAUUUUUAAGAGUUGGUGAUAAAACAAGAUUUAGCAUUUGGAGCUUCCCUUUGAGUCAAUGUUUUUGUGUUCCUUUACUCCACUGGUAGUAAGCACAGGGUAGGCUAAAGAAUGUUUUGUAAAAUUGUUUAUUGUAGAUAUUUGUACAAUACCUUUAUGAGUACUCUGAUUUAUCGUUCACAUUUGUGUAACCCUCUGAGAUGGCUUUUGUAAUUUUGUGUGCACUGAAGAGAUUUGAGUAUUUUUGUAAAAUGAGAAUUCUGGUUUUUGAUGCAGUUGACUCAAAUGGAUUGACAGCCUCGAAAGGGCACUGUUGAAGCAUCAGGCCUACAUGUAACCUAAAUUCAAACACAAUACUGAGGUGAUAAAUGUUUGUUCCCAGAAUUUCUCCAUUUCACCUUUUUUGUUUUGUAAAUCUGUAUAUGGGAAUUUGUAAAUAUUCCUUGCUGUCAUUUUAUAUUAAACAUAUAGCCAAGCAAA
Messenger RNA from Coregonus clupeaformis (lake whitefish), 2673 nucleotides. Its product is annotated as protein lin-9 homolog. Gene Ontology annotation, cellular component: nucleoplasm; transcription repressor complex. The record is from RefSeq and is a predicted model, not a curated record. Gene Ontology annotation, molecular function: DNA binding. Gene Ontology annotation, biological process: regulation of transcription by RNA polymerase II; DNA-templated transcription; regulation of cell cycle. The coding region runs from base 297 to 1781 and encodes 494 amino acids. NCBI's taxonomy places the organism in Eukaryota, Metazoa, Chordata, Actinopteri, Salmoniformes, Salmonidae. The transcript has 16 exons.